Ostrea edulis (European flat oyster) is the source of this 1113-nucleotide messenger RNA. RefSeq lists its product as uncharacterized. The transcript has 4 exons. NCBI's taxonomy places the organism in Eukaryota, Metazoa, Mollusca, Bivalvia, Ostreida, Ostreidae. The record is from RefSeq and is a predicted model, not a curated record. Bases 1 to 1113 code for a protein of 370 amino acids.
AUGUCGAAUGAAAGUAAACCCCUAUCACGACUUAUUGGCAAAGGGAAGUGUAUAGAGAAUGAACCACCACUGUAUGUAAACAGUAUAGAGAAUGAACCACCACUGUAUGUAAACAGUAUAGAGAAUGAACCACCACUGUAUGUAAACAGUAUAGAGAAUGAACCACCACCGUAUGUAAACAGUAUAGAGAAUGAACCACCACGUGCACUGUAUGUAAACAGUAUAGAGAAUGAACCACCACCUUAUGUAAACAGUAUAGAGAAUGAACCACCACCGUAUGUAAACAGUAUAGAGAAUGAACCACCACUGUAUGUAAACAGUAUAGAGAAUGAACAUCCACCUAUAGACAAUGAACCACCACCGCAUGUAAACAGUAUAAAGAAUGAACCACCACCGUAUGUAAACAGUAUAGAGAAUGAAUCACCACCGUAUGUAAACAGUAUAGAGAAUGAACCACCACCGCAUGUAAACAGUAUAGAGAAUGAACCACCACCGCAUGUAAACAGUAUAGAGAAUGAACCACCACCGUAUGUAAACAGUAUAGAAAAUGAACCACCACCUUAUGUAAAUAGUAUAGAAAAUGAACCACCACCUUAUGUAAAUAGUAUAGAGAAUGAACCACCACUGCAUGUAAACAGUAUAGAGAAUGAACCACCACCGUAUGUAAACAGUAUAGAGAACGAACCACGACUGCAUGUAAACAGUAUAGAGAAUGAAUCACCACUGUAUGUAAACAGUAUAGAGAAUGUACAUCCACCUAUAGAGAAUGAAUCACCACCGUAUGUAAACAGUAUAGACAACGAAUCACCACCGCAUGUAAACAGUAUAGAGAAUGAAUCACCACUGCAUGUAAACAGUAUAGAGAAUGAAUCACCACCGUUUGUAAACAGUAUAGAGAAUGAACCACCACCGCAUGUAAACAGUAUAGAGAAUGAACCACCACCGUAUGUAAACAGUAUAGAGAAUGAACCACCACCGUAUGUAAACAGUAUAGAAAAUGAACCACCACCUUAUGUAAAUAGUAUAGAAAAUGAACCACCACCUUAUGUAAAUAGUAUAGAGAAUGAACCACCACUGUAUGUAAACAAUAUAGAGAAUGAAUCACCACCGUAA